CCGAUAGGAAGAGGGAGCUUGUUGGAGUUGAUGGUCUGCGAUGAUUGGCUUUCAGUUCGAAGGUGUAUCUGUAUCAGUAUGGUCGAAGAAAGUGAAUUACGUUUGGAAUUUGAGAAAUUGUGCUUUUCGCAAGAUGAUUUAAGCGUAAUUUGGAAUAAUUACUGGUCGUUUGAAAGCAACAAAGAAGCACAAGCCGAAAAUGUGUUCCCAGUUGCUAAAGUUACGGCCCAACUACGACAAUUCACAACAAAUCGGGCCGGAUAUCUUGGAGACCAUUUCAUACUCGAAUUGUCAACUGACCAAUGCGACACUCGUUUAGCAUUGUUUUUAAAAGCUGCACCAUCGUCUAUACCGGCCCUUACUCGUUACCUGCAAGCAAUAGGCACAUCUCGCAAGGAAUCAAGAGUGUAUGGCGAACUGUUUCCGAAGCUCAGAAUCUAUUCGCGCUUCGCACCGAAUUGUUACUUUUCCGAUAGAGGCAAGGGUACGGUGUUGGUGCUGGAAAACUUAAAAACACAAGGAUUCGAAACUAUUCCCAGUGACGCUACAAGAACAUUUGAUGAAGAGCAUAUAAAGUGCGCACUUGCUGCCUUGGCAAGAUUCCAUUCGGCAACAAUUCUGUUGGAAAAAGAGACGGGAACAAGUGUACCGCUGCAAUUUCCGGGGUUGUUGGAAGAAAAUGCUUGGAUUAGAAGGGAUAAUAAUCCAAGAAUAGAGGAACUCAACAUUGCCGUCGAUAUUUUGCUCGCAUUUGUGCGAAUCAUCGAAAAUGACAAUCCACGGUUGAUAACGAUACUGCAAAAACUACCCUCGUUUGUGAUGCAGAUCUACGAGCUUGUUAAGCCUUCUAGCAAGUUUAAAAACGUCGCAUGCCAUGGUGACCUCUGGGCUAGCAAUAUGAUGUUUCGCUAUCAAAAUAAUGAACCCCGAACGCCACUAGAGUGCCUGUUAGUUGACUUCCAGUUUAUGCGUUAUGCGCCACCAGCGUACGAUGUAAACAUGCUAAUCACGCUCAAUACCACUGGGGAAUUUCGGCGGCAGCAUUAUGUUAAGCUAACACACUUCUACUAUCAAUGCUUAAAGGCAGAACUGGAAACGCAUUCAAAACUGUGUGCAAACCCCGAGACGUUAUACCCACAGGACACGUUCUUAGCGUCUUGUGAGGUGUACAAAACAUCUGGACUGAUUGAAAACUUCCUAAUGAAUCAUGUUACACUAUUGCCACGUAGCUACAUCGAUGAUAUAUUUUCUUCCCCCGAGCGUUUUGAACGGUUUAGCGGAGCGGAAAAGAUUAAACUGUGUUUGGAAGUGUUCCAGAAUAAUGUGAAUUAUCGUGAAAGAAUGACGGGAAUUAUAAAAGAUAUUGUAGAAAUUUUGUGAAAAUCAGCAAUCAGCAAUACUACUACAUUUAGUUUGUAAGCUCCAACCAUGUUAGUCAUUCCUGUUCAGCAGUUGAUGAACACUCGAUAAUAUCAUAGCUUAUGUGACAAUAAUCUUUAUUAUGUAUUAAGAA
Molecule: messenger RNA, 1513 nt
Organism: Anopheles merus
Lineage: Eukaryota; Metazoa; Arthropoda; Insecta; Diptera; Culicidae
Exons: 1
Coding region: 31-1380 (449 amino acids)
Source: RefSeq, a predicted model, not a curated record